Messenger RNA from Cydia strobilella, 1838 nucleotides. Its product is annotated as ATPase WRNIP1-like. Bases 116 to 1798 code for a protein of 560 amino acids. Gene Ontology annotation, cellular component: nucleus. Lineage: Eukaryota; Metazoa; Arthropoda; Insecta; Lepidoptera; Tortricidae. Gene Ontology annotation, biological process: DNA synthesis involved in DNA repair; DNA repair; DNA-templated DNA replication. The transcript has 8 exons. Gene Ontology annotation, molecular function: ATP hydrolysis activity; DNA binding; enzyme activator activity. The record is from RefSeq and is a predicted model, not a curated record.
UACUCAAAUUUGACGAAUUUGCGUUAUUUGCGACAAGUUUCUACUAGUAAUUUCAUAUAAUAUAUCACAUUUACACAAGAAAGGAUAUGUUUCAGUGCUCAUAGAUUCUGUUACUAUGGAUGGCUCUGUAGCAUGCCCAGUAUGCAACCGAGAAUUCAAAAAGGACCAAAUAGAAGAUCAUGUUAACAAAUGUUUGUUUCUAAAUACACAGCCUGAGAAAAGUGCCGCAAAAAGAAUGGGUUCCUUUUUUAACAGCAUCUCUCCCAAAGAAAAGCGAUUGAAGACAGAGAACAAUAUAAACAACAAUCCACCAAAACAUAUGGAGCCUCAGCCUUCAAAUUCUACUCUUAACAGCAAUGGUAAGGAAGAAAAUACAGGCAAGAGUGUCCCAUUGGCUGAGCAAAUGAGGCCUCUAAGUUUGGAUGAUAUUGUCGGACACAAGGAGUCAUUUGGUGCUGGCACUAUGCUGCGAUCAAUGUUAGAACAAAACAAAAUACCGAAUAUGAUUUUAUGGGGACCACCUGGCUGUGGUAAGACAUCAAUGGCUAAUGUGAUUGCCCAAAUCUGCAAAAAGCAGAAGAAUUUGCGUUUUGUAAAGAUGUCUGCUACAAUGUCUGGUAUCAAUGAUGUCAAGGAAGUGGUCAAAGUUGCCAAAAAUGAAGCUCAGUUUAAGAGACAAACUGUUCUAUUCAUGGAUGAAAUUCACAGAUUUAACAAGCUUCAGCAAGACAGUUUUCUGCCUCAUGUUGAAAAUGGAACUAUAAUGCUUAUUGGUGCAACUACUGAAAACCCUUCAUUCAGUUUGAACAAUGCCCUGCUUAGCCGAUGUAAAGUUGUGGUCAUGGGAAAACUAACUGUUGAAGAUGUGGUGCUGAUACUAGAGAGAGCAGUGGAGAAAAAUAAAGAUGCAGUUCUGGUGGACACAGAAUGUAACUUUGAAUGUCCUACAGAUGGUGAUAUACCUAGGUGUCUAGUAGAGCGCGCGUCACUCCGCUGGCUGGGUGAGGUGAGCGACGGCGACGCUCGUGUGGCGCUCGGCGCGCUGGAGCUGGCGCUGGCGGCGCGCGCGCCCGCCUCCACGCGCGUGCACGAGGCCGGGCCCGCGCUGCUCACGCUUGACGACAUCAAGAAUGGUAUCAAGCGUUCGCACAUGGUGUACGACCACCACGGCGAGGAGCACUACAACACGAUCUCCGCCAUCCACAAGUCCAUCCGCGCGAGCGACGACAACGCAGCACUUUACUGGACGACGCGCGCGCUGCACGGCGGCGAGGACCCGCUCUACAUCGCGAGGAGACUCGUCAGGGUCGCCUGCGAAGAUGUUGGUGGGUACAGGCCACAUAGCUACGGCGAACAUGAUGUCCGCGAUCCACAAGUACACCCGUGCGAGCAACGACAACGCAGCACUUUACAGGACGACGGCGAAUAUUGCGAAAAUAUUGGUUUGGCUGACCAGAAUGCCAUAGUGGAAGCCGUAUCGUGCCUGCAAGGCUGCCAGCACGUGGGCAUGCCGGAGGCCGACGUGCUGCUGGUGCAGUGCGCGGUGCGGCUGGCGCGGGCGCCCAAGAGCAGGGAGGUGUACGAGGCCAUGAAACGCUGCCAACACUCUCUUACAGAAGCGAAAGGACCGUUGCCGCCCAUACCUCUACACUUGAGAAAUGCGACGACGAAACUUAUGAAACAAAUAGGAUACGGAAAAGGAUAUAAUUUGCUUCACAAAGACGAAUCUGGUCUGACGUAUAUGCCGGGAGGUAUGGAGGACGUUGACUUCUUUCGAGACGACGAGGGUGGGGGUUAGCUUAUAAAUUGCAACUAAAAUAAAAGUAAUUGUUCCUAGA